CCAAAGCCCCAGCUGCCGGCCUGUGCGCUCAGGCUGCAGGCUGCUAAGCGCACGGUGAGAGGCCAUCCCAUGCACCUCGCGCUGCGGGCCCAGGGAGGGGUCUCUCCAGCCUCGCUUUUAUUUGACUGCUGUGAGCUGGAGGAAAUUUCAAGGCAGUCCUACAUCUUGGAGCUAGACAUGGGAGCCAGUGGGAACACUGUGCCUGCAGGAAGAAAGGAGCUGAAGUGAUGGGUGCACAGUGUUUGUGUGGCUUCUGCAUGCGUGUGACAAAGAGGGGGACACACAUGCUGCGAAGGGAUGCACCGACCCGUGUCCCUGUCUGCUCGGUCCAGACCGCGUGACCACUGACUUUCAGCCCAGCAAACCUACGUGGCCAGGAGGAGUUAAGUUAAGGCUGAAGACCAGGCGGAGUGGAACUCCGGGCCGACCUCACUCGUGGCAUUCAACCAAACUUUCGGAGAACCAGACCGAUCCCAGCAUGAUGCAAAUAUCUCAGGGUAUGCUUGGCACCCCUUGGCUUCAGUCCUACCACUCCAGCUCCUCAACCAGCGAUCUCUCUGGCUAUGAGCAUGGCUAUCUGAGGAGAAGCCCUGACCAGUACAGUUCCCAGGGCAGCAUGGAAAGCUUGGAGCACUCCUCCUCUUGCUACCAUCCUUGUCACCUGUCCCCAGCCAAAUCCACCAACAGCAUUGACCAGCUCUCCCACCUACACAGCAAGAGAGAUUCAGCCUACAGCUCCUUCUCCACCAACUCCAGCAUUCCUGAGUACGCCGCUUCGCCAUUCAGCAAGGAGCACUCCUGCUCUACAGACAGCAUGCACUCCCGCGGCAGCCUACCAGAGGGCAUGAAGCAAGCUGACAUCAGGUAUGUCAAGACAGUCUAUGAUUCCCAGCGAAGGAUUUCUGAGGAGUACGAGGUGAAGUCCUCUGCUUUGCUUCCAAGCAGUGAGGCCCGGGUCUCGCUGGAUGGCCGUGGCCAUGGCAGGCUCCACAACUUCAGCCGGAACAACACAGCUCCCUCCUGGGUGCAGCCAGGCCAGGGCUGCUCAGAUAGCGAAAGCAAGCCCAACAAGGGACCUCCCUUGCCUCCCACUCGCAGUGACAGCUACGCAGCCAUCAGGCAUCACGAAAGACCCAGCUCAUGUUCUGGCCUUGAUCUGAACAAGCCUAGCCGAACCCAGCUGAAAGGGUCCUGGUCUCCUCUUGUCAGCCCCCUCUCCCAGGGACCUCUGCUGAAGACCCACUUUGGGGAAGGGCAGCUGCACACAGUGGUGGAGAAGAGCCCGGAGAGCAGUCCCACAGUGAAGCCCAAGCAGAGCUAUUCCCAGCCAGGGCAGCCCCUGCUGCCUACCGGAGUCUACCCAGUACCUUCUCCAGAGCCACACUAUGCCCAGGUGCCCCAGUCUUCUGCAAGCAAUAAUGGGACUCUUUUUCCAGCUCUGGCCAAAGAAAGUGGCUACUCUCCAUCUUUUCCAGUCUCAUAUGACAAAGGUGAAGUCAGCAGCACCCUGGGCUUUGAUGAGAAUGGAAACCAAAGUACUACAAACAGAUCAGCUGUUUUUUAUGAGCCCCCAGAUGCUGAGAGAAAGCAUGAUGCCACAGCACAGCUUGUCCAGCAAAAACCUCAUAACACAGAAGUCUACUUAAGCAUGUCAAGGAAGGAGGAGUUGUUACCCUCUUACAAGGUAGCACACAGCAACCGAGAUGCUGUGAGUCCUGCACAGGCCUCUAAACACAGCUUUCAAGCCCCGCAGAUCCAGCCAAGAGAUGCCGGUGAGAGAAAAAACCCCUACCAGUCCAGAGAGAACCGGGAGGCUGAAUCCCAGGCUGACAAAAAUGGCAACAUACAGAUAAGUGAGAGAGAUGCUACCACUCACCUCCAGUGGAGUCACAACAAAUCCAGGCAGUAUAGCUUCUCUUCUUUGCAGAACAUCCCUGAGAGCUCUAGGAGGCAAAGUAGCUCUGAGCCAUGUGAAAAUUAUUCCAGUGCCAAGCUGUCCUACUUGAACAACAGCAGUAAAGAGGAGAGGGAUCACAGAGGACAACGGAGCGAUGCUGACCCGCAGGCCUUUGUGAGGCAGGACGAGGGCAAGAGCAUGGUCCCAUUCCGUGCUGUAGAGCCAAAAUAUGAGGAGAUCCCUUUGCAGCACCCAAAGUCCUCUGAUCUUGGGAGGAGCCGACUCAGCUCUAGCAGCACCCAAGGUGUUCUUCAUGGCAAACCAGAUCCCAGCAAGUCCCGCUGUUCUGUGCUAGAGAAGGUCAGCAAGUUUGAGCAGCGGGAGCAAAGCACUCACCGGCCCCAGAGUGCUGGUGUUCCCAGCUUUGGCCAGCACUAUGGGCUCAGCAGAGUGAGCCAGCCCUCCAGCACCAAGAGCUCUCCAAACAGCCCGGAGGACAUGCGGAGCAAACUUGGCACCCAGAUGCCCAGUGAGAUGAGCAGGGUCUCCAGCCCCUCUGUCAGGAAUGGGAAGUUGGAAGAGGCUGAUUGGCGCUGCGUGGAGCUGCAGAUGGCAGCUUCAGCAAAGCAGGCAAGAUGCAAUGAGUACUAUGACACAUGUCCUGAAAGUGAAGUGCAAAUAAGGGUGGCCCAGCUGCCAAGGAGCAAAAGCACAUUCCAGCUGGGAGGGGAGCCUGAGAAAGAAGUCCUCUGGAAGGACAACAUCCAGGAUGCCCACGGAUCACAGCUGGACACACCAUUCAACAGGGCCUACAGGAACAGCAUUAAAGACGCACAGUCCCGAGUGCUGAGGGCCACCUCCUUCCGGCGCAUCAGCCCCCCAUUUGUGAAUAUGCCCAAGAGGGCGAUCCAGAGGCCUGCCUCGGCUCAUGUGGGCAUGAGGAGUAUGGCGGCAUCUCCCCACACCCCAAAGGAGAGACACAGCGUCACGCCAACGGAAGGCAGCCUCUCUGCCCUGGACCACUCCAGGACACAGCAUGUCUUGCGCAUCGGGGGCCGGAAGCGGCUGACAGCAGAACAGAAGAAGCGGUCUUACUCAGAGCCAGAAAAGAUGAAUGAGGUGGGCAUCUCUGAUGGGGAGCCAUCACCUUUCUCCUUCCAGAAGAAAGGCCUCCAUUUUGUCUUCCCAGAGAACACAGUGGCUGAUAGGCGUAAGAUCUUUGAAAGGGAUGGCAAAGCUUCUUCCACUGUCAGCCUCUCUAAGCCAGAGCUCAAGCAACUCCAGCAGAAUGCCCUCGCUGACUACAUUGAACGCAAAACGGGCAAACGACCAUCCUCACAGGACAUUGGGCUGCUCAGGGAGCGAUCCCACAGCUCCUACCUGCAAGCAGGCGGCCAGGACAGCCAGAGCCUUUCCUCUGCCUCCAGCAUGAAUUCUCUCCAGGAUCAGAACCUCUUCCGCCGGAGAGAGUCCAUUGAGCGGAUAGCCAGGACAGGGCGGGUGUCUUCCACCCUUCCUCCCGGGCUAACGGGCUGCUUUGAUGGGAGUGGGGAUGAGCAGAAGAAAGGACACCGGGACAGCUCGAUCAUGAGCAGAUCGAAAACAGACAGGUGUCGGGAUUACAGAGCCAAAAUGGAGCUCAACAAAGGCACGCAGACAGACCCUCUGCGCCCACAUGGCCAGCCUUGCUAUGGGAAGAAGGAGCGGAGCUUUGAAGCACCCAGGAAAUCUGGGAAAUCAGUGUCUGUGGAAGACUUACUUGAUAGAUAUGACAAUCAGCAAAGGAAUGCAUGUGUCCCUGUGCACACACGUUCCAGAUCGUCGCCCACAGCAGAUAAAAAACACCAGUCUUGUGGACAUUCACCACCCAAACCAGAGUUCUGCCUGGUGGAAGCUAGCUCAAGAAACAUGGACCUGCUGAGAAGAGAAAGCAGUGAAUUUGGUGCCAUGGUGAGAGAUCCUUUCUAUGUGAUCAGUGCAGGAGCCAGGUCUUUCAGCAAGAAAGAAAGAAGCCACUCAGAAAAAAUGACAUUUACAAGUUACUAUCCCCAUCCACACCACAUCAGUGAGAUUGGCACUGGGUCUUCCACACUGACCGAGAACCAUAAGGUCUCAGAACUUUCCAGACAAGAUGGCAGGAGUUCUGCAUUUGUUCCAUCUCCAACAGAGGCAAGGAGUCACUAUCCUGAGCAAAAACAAGGCUUUAAAUCCAUGUUCCUCAUUCCUUCUGCAUCUAGCCAGUCCUCCCCUAGUACACCUGCCUCUGACUUGCAGGCCACAGGUGAUGGCCAGGCUCUGAGACACUAUGCCGAACAAGAUGCUUUUUCUCUUGGAGGCAGCAGUACUACUCAGGCACCGUCUUUGGAUGCUGUUCAGGAUAGUUCCGUCGAGGCUCCUGCAGAGGAGAUUGUAUGCAGAAGGAAAGCAGGGCUGCUGCAAAGAUCCUCACACAGAGUGAUGUGGGCUCACUCAGUCAAAGACAACAGCUUGCCACAUGCUGUGGUGCCUCCUCCAGCAGAUGGGCCAAAGUUGUCCCAGAGGUGGCAGUCCCUUCCAACACAGAGCAGCACUUCCUCUGACCCAGAGACUCCUUCUCCUCAGGCGACAGCUCAGCUCCGGAUCUCAGAGUCGUGCCUGCAACUCACGCCUCCGCCAUUGCUGCAGGAUGAUGAAGACGAUGAGGUGUUCAUCAUGCCUUCCCAGCCUGCUGUCACUGCUCCGGCCUUCUCACCCCCACUGCCACCCCAUCCUCUUCCUGAGCUGAACUCUUGCACUUCUGCGAAUGGCACGGAGGAAUUCUCACCUCCUCCCCCACCAACUGCACUUGAGGAAUAUGGGGCAGCUGGAGACAAAUCCACCAGGCUCACAGAGGACAAAGCGAGCAGCUUCAAAAGCUUUUCCAAAGCCCUGGCCAAGAGGGAGAUAACAGGGUUGGGCACGAAUAUCAGUGAAAAUAAUUGGUCCCUCUCACCAUCUUUAUCAAAGAGGACUAAUUCUUCACCUGCUAUGGAUAAGCAGCAAUCAGCUACUUCUGAAGGGCUUCAAAGCUCAAAUGGAGUAGCCACAACUCAACCUGAGGGCAAGCACAGAGAACCAACUGUUAUCACCAGAGAGUCAGAAAAUGGCAAUGCAGACUCUGGGACACUCAACACAUGUCCUCCAGUGAAGACGAAGAAAAAAAGCCCAGAGGAUAUUAAGUCAGAGGCUUUAGCAAAAGAGAUUGUCCAUAAAGACAAGUCUCUGGCUGAUAUACUGGAUCCUGAUUCCAAAAUGAAGACCACCAUGGACUUAAUGGAAGGGCUUUUCCCCAGUGGAACCAGCUUGCUGAAGGAGAACAACAUGAAAAGGAAGAUGACACAGAAGAAAGCUAGCAGGACAGCAGCAGAAGAUAACAUGAAAGAAGAAAAGGAAGCUCCUGUAACCCUGGUCACCUGCCCUGCUUAUUAUAAUGUUUCAGCACCCAAAGCAGAACUACUGAAUAAAAUCAAAGACUUGCCAGAAGAAGUAGGGGAGGAGGAGGACCUGCUGGACAUCAAUGAGAAGAAGGCUGAGCUCAUUGGGAGCUUGACCCACAAACUGGAAAUCCUGAAGGAAGCAAAAGAAGGCUUACUUGCAGACAUCAAAAUGAAUAAUGCUCUUGGAGAGGAGGUGGAGCUGUUGAUCAGCGAGCUAUGCAAACCAAACGAGUUUGACAAAUACAAGAUGUUCAUCGGCGAUUUGGAUAAGGUGGUGAACCUCUUGCUUUCUCUCUCAGGACGCCUGGCCCGGGUAGAGAAUGUUCUCAGUAGCCUAGGGGAAAAUGCCAACAGUGAAGAGCGGAGCUCUCUGAAUGAGAAGAGGAAACUGCUGGCUGGCCAGCAUGAAGAUGCCCGGGAAUUAAAGGAAAAUCUUGACCGUCGAGAACGGGUGGUUUUGGAGAUCCUGGGCAACUAUCUCUCUGAGGAACAGCUCCAGGACUACCAGCACUUUGUAAAGAUGAAGUCUGCACUCCUCAUAGAGCAGCGAGAGCUAGAUGAUAAAAUCAAACUGGGUCAGGAGCAGCUCAAGUGCCUGAUGGAAAGCCUCCCCACAGACUUCACGCCCAGGGAUGCAACAGCAGCAGCUGCCCUAGCUGCAGCACUUGCUACCUCUGCUGGAGUCAAUGGUAAAACACUUCCAGCAGUCUCAUCCUCACUCUAACCUUUCCCAUGUGGACCUGCGGCAAAGUCUUCCUGCUUGAGUCUGUUUAAUCCAAGUACUGUGCAGAUGGCUCUCUACAGUGACAAUGAACAGAGACAGGUUUAAAACUAGAUUUUGGUGAAGGAAACAAAUAGCAAUAAUAAGGGUUUUAUUUUUCUUUCCUUCCACCACUGCUUCCUGGAAACUUAAAUCACUCUGGGGGAAACGAAGCUAAAUUGUGUCUCCUCCUUACAGAGAUGAGGAAGAGUCUCAUGAGAAUUAAACAUGUUACUUUUAAUAAAAGAAAAUCACGUCCUCUCUUUCCUGCUUUUCCUGCCUACCUGGCAUCUCAUUAAAUAAUGAAGGAUCUAAAAGAAUGAAGCCUUAAAAAUAAAACCAACCCAUUCUACUGAACAUUAUUGAUAUUUAUAUUUUUUAAAGAACAAGGUGAUGUGUAAGUUUUUGUACAUACUCUAAUCAGUUACUUGAUUCUACUUUGUUCUGUAUGUAGAAAAGACAUUUAAUUUUGUAUUUUGUGAAAACUUUAACAAAAAGAGGGAACCCCAAAGAUAGUGAUGCAUUAGCCUGGAACAUCUCUUUGUGGUUUUGUUGUUGUUAUUGUUUGUUUUUUUAAUAUAAUAAAAGGCUACCAGAAGAAGCUUCAA
This is a messenger RNA of Meleagris gallopavo (turkey), 6720 nucleotides long. It is a transcript of the gene SHROOM3, whose product is annotated as shroom family member 3. Gene Ontology annotation, biological process: actin filament organization. Lineage: Eukaryota; Metazoa; Chordata; Aves; Galliformes; Phasianidae. The record is from RefSeq and is a predicted model, not a curated record. Gene Ontology annotation, cellular component: apical plasma membrane; cortical actin cytoskeleton; apical junction complex. Gene Ontology annotation, molecular function: actin filament binding.